CGUCUUGUUAUUGUUUUGUACAUAUGAAACUUUCAACUUCCAUCAAGGGCGUCUCUCCAUUACUCACUUAUAUUCGUUUUCUCUCUCUACGUGUGUCUGUUACCAUGUGUUUAUGCAGCCAUAAUAAACGUUUCGGCAAACAUGUGAUUUUUUCUUGACCACCAUCAUCAACAGCUAGUCAGUUUCCUCUCCAUCGUCGCUCACGCAAUACAUGCACUGCGCUAGCGCUAUCAGCAGUGAUCACCAAGAGCCUUUAGAGUCGAGUACAAACAAGUUCCUCUGCCGCCGCUGAAAUAAUUGCCAGCCUAUUUUAUGAUGAGUAUUCGUUUCUGACGAUGACGAUAUUCAUGCAAUCUGUUUGUCGCUAUUUGUCCGCUCAGUUCUGUGUUAUCAGAUAGUAGGUAUAGGUAGCAGGGUGCAGCAGAUGCUCUUUCGGUUAGAAUUCAUGAUAUUGAAUUAGAUUGAAAUCAGCUUGCGAAAAGUGGUGUCUCUAAUUCGAUGAUUUCUGACUUCCAAGGUCCUUGCUGUAAAUAGUAGAAGUUGCGAUGAGCUUCAACAGUCAAUAUACAACCGAAGAAGCGGUUGAAAUUGAAAAGGAAUUCAGCAGAUUGAGGGAAAAAUGCUACCUCGACCACGCCGGAACGACUCUGUAUGCGGAAUCGCAGGUGCGAUCCGUUUGCGAAAACCUCACCCAAAAUCUGUACUGCAACCCGCACACGAGCCGCACAACGGAGGACCUACUGGAUCAGGUCCGCUAUCGGGUUCUGCGUCACUUCAACACCCGAUCGUCGGAGUACAGUCUUGUUUUCACGGCCGGCACCACGGCCAGUUUAAAGCUGGUUGCUGAGAGUUACGAUUUCGCGGAAUCCAAGGGAUCGUUCGUCUAUUUGAGGGACAGCCACACCUCGGUGCUGGGGAUGCGAGAGCUCGUUAACACCGAAAGAAUUUUUCCAAUCGAGCGAGCAGAACUUCUGGCACAGCUUCGCGCGAAUACUCAGUCCAGCGGUGAGCAGUCGUCCCUCCUAGUCUUUCCAGCACAAUGCAACUUCAAUGGCGGGAAGUACCCCUUGGAGUUGAUUCGGAAGAUUCAGACGGACGGUAUAUCAGGCUAUGAAAAGGAUCGUUUCCGGGUAUGUUUGGAUGCCGCUAGUUUCGUGUCGACUUGUUUUCUGGAUCUGUCCAAGUACAAACCUGACUACGUAUGUCUUUCGUUCUACAAAAUCUUUGGAUAUCCAACUGGAUUGGGGGCUCUACUUGUUCAUCAUACUGCCAGGGAUCAUUUGCUUAAAAAAUACUACGGAGGCGGAACUGUGAAGAUUGCCAUGGCGGGAAAAAAUUAUCACGUUAAACGAGAUUCCCUCGUAGAGCGCUUCGAAGAUGGAACAAUCGCGUUCACAUCCAUCAUUGCGCUACUGAACGGCUUCCAAACUUUUGAACGAUUGAUUCCGUUCACCGCUGGACUGCGGUCGAUCGAACGUGUAUCGCGACAAACGUUCCAUCUAGCAAGAUACUGCUAUCAGCGAUUAAAAGCUCUCCGACAUUUCAACGGGACCGAUGUUGUCAAACUCUACCACGAUACGGACUUCAGCGACAAGCGACUUCAAGGCGGAAUCGUGAACUUCAACAUCCUUCAUGAAAACGGCAGCUAUGUUGGAUUCGCGGAAGUCUCCUACAUGGCCAGUAUCCAUAAUAUCGUACUCAGAACCGGUUGUUUCUGCAAUCCUGGUGCAUGUCAGCGACAUCUUCAGCUAUCGGACGACGACGUCCUAAAACAAUUCGACGCCGGACAUAUAUGCGGCGACGCAAACGAUCUCAUCGAAGGUCACCCCACCGGAUCCGUUCGGGUCUCGUUCGGCUACAUGUCCCGCGAAGAAGAUGUCAAUCGCCUGAUCGAGAUGAUCGAAAAGUGCUACAUUAGAAAAGCUCUUGCCAAUGGCUUAACGCGAGCGCAGAUUGUUUCCAAAUACAAAAGUCACGAUCAACCUCGCCUCAAGAUGAUCUGCCUCUUUCCAAUCAAAUCAUGCGGUGCUUUUAAAGUAACGACACGCUGGCCACUCAAUCGCCGAGGGCUCAAGCACGAUCGCGAAUUUGUCAUCGUAGACGAAAAUGGAGUUGCCCUAACCCAGAAGAAGCUUACGGAAAUGUGCCUUAUCCGACCACGGAUCAACCUGAAAACCAACGAGCUGACCCUCAGACAUCCCGGCAUGGUUGACUUUGUCCUCGAUAUGGACCUAUUCGGUGAAUCCCAGGGAAUUAAGCUCUGCCAAACCAAAGUGUGUCAGGACAAUGUCCAGGCGAUCGACUGCGGUGACGCCGUUGCUGAGUGGAUCAGCAUAGCACUGCAGAUUUCGGGUCUACGGCUGCUUAAGCAAUCGGACGAGGAGGUACGAACUUUUCAACAAUCGGAAAAGGAAAUCGCUCUUGCCAACCAGGCGCAAUUCUUGCUCAUCAAUCAAGCAUCGGUGCGCUGGUUGGCCGAUAAGGUAUCGGACUGGGACAACCUGUACGAGGAACCGACGCUGGGCUCAUUGGUAGAUCGUUUCCGGGGGAAUUUGAUCAUUGAGACGCCGCAGGCUAUGGAAGAGUGCGACUGGAAAGAGGUGAGAGUGGGGCAGCAGGCGUUCACGGUCGAUGGACCGUGUUCUCGGUGUCAGAUGAUUUGCAUCGACCAGUCAAGUGGGGCGAAGACAACCGAACCGCUAAGGACGAUCGCACGGGAGUUCAAGGGUAAAAUGCGAUUCGGGAUCUACUUGUCACAUAUGAAUAGGCUCAGGGACAGUUCGGAUGAACAAUGGCUGUUUUGUAACAGCGUGGUUGAAGGGUUGGUCGAAUAAUAAAGCUCUAUUUAUAUACACAGUGAGA
Molecule: messenger RNA, 2862 nt
Organism: Armigeres subalbatus
Lineage: Eukaryota; Metazoa; Arthropoda; Insecta; Diptera; Culicidae
Product: molybdenum cofactor sulfurase 3-like
Exons: 3
Coding region: 546-2834 (762 amino acids)
Biological process (GO): Mo-molybdopterin cofactor biosynthetic process
Molecular function (GO): pyridoxal phosphate binding; molybdenum ion binding; molybdenum cofactor sulfurtransferase activity
Source: RefSeq, a predicted model, not a curated record